ACACAGCUAGCCGAACUGCGCCGCUAACGAUGGAGACCGGCAAAGCCCCGGUGUCGGAGCACGAGGAGACGUCCAAGUCCAAGGCCGCCGCGCUCGAGGUGGCCAGCGGCGGGGGCAGCAGGGCGGCGAGCCGCGGGCUGGCCGUGCUCGACCUCAUCCUCCGCUUCGUGGCGGUGAUCGCGACCGUCGGGAGCGCCAUCGCCAUGGGCACCACCAACCAGACGCUGCCCUUCUUCACGCAGUUCCUCCGGUUCAAGGCGCAGUACGACGAUCUCCCGACACUAACGUUCUUCGUGGUGGCGAAUUCGAUCGUUGCCGCGUACUUGGUCCUGUCGAUUCCUCUGUCCAUCGUGCACACCAUCAGAAGCAGGGCAAAGUACAGCAGGCUGGUCUUGGUCUUCUUCGACGCGGCUAUGCUGGCGCUGGUGACGUCGGCGGCGUCGGCGGCCGCGGCGAUCGUGUACCUGGCGCACAAGGGUAACGCGAGGGCGAACUGGUUCGCCAUCUGCCAGCAGUUCGACGCCUUCUGCGAGCGCAUCUCCGGCACCCUCAUCGGUUCCUUCGCCGCCAUGGCCCUGCUCGUGCUGCUCAUCGUCCUCUCCGCCGCCGCGCUGGCGCGCCGCUAGAUGGCCGGAAUGCCGGAUUGAUGAACUUGUCACUUGUGACGGGGCAACCGGCGCGGUGUGCUUUCCCUGCCGGCUGCGUGCACAGGAUAGAGGAUACGUGUGGGGCUUUGUGAUCUUGUCUGUUUUGUGAGAUGUCCGAGUGCAGUCGUCACAGCAACAUGGCGUGUGGUUCCUGCGAGUGUCUGUGCAUUGUUUUUCUGGUCACUUUUACCGUUAACGCUUGGUUGAAGAAGUGGUUUUGAACAGUCAACAGGACAAUGCCAGGACUUGCCCCA
This is a messenger RNA of Setaria italica (foxtail millet), 901 nucleotides long. RefSeq names its product casparian strip membrane protein 3. NCBI's taxonomy places the organism in Eukaryota, Viridiplantae, Streptophyta, Magnoliopsida, Poales, Poaceae. The record is from RefSeq and is a predicted model, not a curated record. Bases 30 to 626 code for a protein of 198 amino acids. The transcript has 3 exons.